AUGGCCUCUCCCGCCACGAAAGCCCCAACCUCUCUCCCCCUCGAACUCGUCCAAAACCCAGCAGCAAAAGACGCACCCUACUACACCCCAUCCCAAUCUCCCCCCUCCGGAACAGCCAUCCUCCCCUCCACCACCACCACCCCCCUCCCAAAACUCUUCACCCCCCUCGAAAUCCGCUCCCUCACCCUCCAAAACCGCCUCUUCCUCGCCCCCCUCUGCCAAUACUCCGCCUCGCCCCUGGCCGGAAACCUCGCAACAGACUGGCACCUGACCCACCUAGGCGGCAUCCUCCAACGCGGGCCCGGCCUCUGCCUCAUCGAAUCCACCGCCGUCCUCCCGCAAGGCCGCAUCACCCCGCAGGACCUAGGCCUCUGGUCCGACGCCCAGAUCCCGCCCCUCCGCCGCAUCACCGACUUCGCCCACGCCCAGUCCCAAAAGAUCGGCAUCCAGCUCUCCCACGCGGGCCGCAAAGCCAGCACCGUCGCCCCCUUCAUCCACGCCAACGCCACCUCGCCCCCCGAAGCGCACGGCUGGCCGGACGAGGUCUACGCGCCCUCCCCCCUCCGCUUCAACGAAGCAUACCCCCUCCCCAAAGCCCUAACUCUCCUCCAAAUCGAAUCCCUCAAAGAAGCCUUCGUCGCCGCCGCCCGCCGCGCAGUCCAAGCCGGCUUCGACGUGAUCGAAAUCCACGCCGCGCACGGCUACCUCCUCCACCAAUUCCUCAGCCCAAUCUCCAACGCCCGCACCGACGCCUACGGCUCCUCCUCCUUCGAAGACCGCACCCGUCUAGUUCUCGAAGUCACCUCCCUCGUCCGCGCCACGAUCCCCGACACGAUGCCGCUCUUCGUCCGCAUCAGCGCGACGGAUUGGUUCGACGACAGAACAGACCUCGUCCCGCACAGCUGGACGCUCGCCGACUCGUGUAGGCUGGCGCCGUUGCUCGCGGAGCGGGGCGUCGAUCUGCUGGACGUCAGCUCCGGCGGGAUUCAUCCGCUGCAGGCGACGAGUAUCAAGGGCGGACCCGGGUACCAGGCCGGUUUCGCAAAGGAGAUUAAGAAAGUUGUCGGGGAGAGGAUGCUGGUGUCGGCUGUGGGUGGUAUUAGUACGGGGACCAUGGCGGAGGGGUUCCUUCAGGAGGGGUUGGAUGUGAUUAUGUGCGGUCGGUGGUUCCAGAAGAAUCCUGGAUUGGUGUAUGCGUAUGCCGAUGAGCUUGGGGUCAAUGUCAAGAUGGCGAACCAGAUUGGAUGGGGGUUUGGUGGACGUGGAAAGGGGAAGACAGACGUGAGUGAUAAAGAAGAACGCCUGUAG
Molecule: messenger RNA, 1308 nt
Organism: Colletotrichum scovillei
Lineage: Eukaryota; Fungi; Ascomycota; Sordariomycetes; Glomerellales; Glomerellaceae
Exons: 1
Coding region: 1-1308 (435 amino acids)
Cellular component (GO): intracellular anatomical structure
Molecular function (GO): NADPH dehydrogenase activity; NADP binding; FMN binding
Source: RefSeq, a predicted model, not a curated record